Messenger RNA from Protopterus annectens (West African lungfish), 3239 nucleotides. It is a transcript of the gene MLC1, whose product is annotated as modulator of VRAC current 1. The coding region runs from base 696 to 1595 and encodes 299 amino acids. Lineage: Eukaryota; Metazoa; Chordata; Ceratodontiformes; Protopteridae. Gene Ontology annotation, biological process: regulation of response to osmotic stress. The record is from RefSeq and is a predicted model, not a curated record. Gene Ontology annotation, cellular component: plasma membrane; cytoplasmic vesicle; endoplasmic reticulum. The transcript has 11 exons.
AUAUCCCAUCCUUCAGCUACUAAUGGGCUAGCAAAUGUUUAACAUGGGCUAGCAAAUGUUCAAUGUGCCUAGGAAAGCCACGAGCCUAGAAAACUAGCCUUUGCAAAAUAACAUUGAUUUGUCUUGCACAGAAAUGCAAAUGCAUCCAAAAAAUGCUACAUCUAGUAAGUUCUUCUUAAACAGGAAUGCAGGCUCAAGUCUAGAUUUUUUAAAACCAGUUGUUCAUGCUCGAUAAUGUCAGCAUAUGACUUAGUGGCUGUUAAAUGGUUUUGCUACAGGCAAACGUGUUAGCUAAAGGCUAUAGAACUAAUGCCAAACAAGGCUAUUUUUUGAAACAGUGUCCCUGUUAUGUACCACUAAUGUGGAACAUGGAACAUGGAGAUGGCACAUAGUCCAGGAGAGAAGUGCUAACCAGCCUGAUGGCCUACAACCCAUUGCCAGGCAGGCAUGUAACUCUUGAAGAAAAAGAUGCUGUCGAAUUACCAGACAUAAAAAACAUUGGUUUGUACCCUGACCAAAGAAAGACAGAUUACUACUAGCAGACACCAAGACCAGUGACUAACUAGUCAUUCUAGCAGAAGGGCAGAUACCACCACUCAAGAACAGAGGGAUGUCAGACCCUUUCCUAGAUGUAGAGCUGUCUUCUCCUGACUGUGGGAUUUUCUCUGUACCUGGGAAACGUGUUUCCCCAUGAAAUGGACUAUUUGCGUUGUGCAGCAGGUUCUUGCAUUCCUUCAGCAGUUGUAUGUUUUGCUAUAGCAAAAAACAAGAUAAGCGUGAUUUCUAGCUUUCAGAUUAUCUUUGUUUCAACAUUUGCUGUCACAACAACCUGUCUGAUAUGGUUUGGAUGCAAGCUUGUCCUGAACCCAUCUGCUAUAAAUAUAAAUUUUAAUUUGAUUUUGCUUAUCCUCUUGGAAGUCUUCAUGGCAGCUGCAGUGAUAAUGUCAGCCAGAUCUAAAGAGGAUUGCUUUAAAAAGAAAAAGGUCGCAGCAAACAGUGACAUCAGUCAUGCCAAAAGUAUAACCUUCCCAACACGUCUCCUAAAAUCGUAUUCAGUAAUUGAAGUGAUUGUUGGAAUUGCAUCAGUUUUUGGAGGUAUUAUUGCUGUGAACAUGGAAGUAUUUCUCUCUGGUCCUUACGUUUCUGUAACUUUCUUUUGGAUUUUAGUUGCUUGUUUCCCAAGUGCUGUUGCCAGCCACGUAGCAGCUGAAUGUCCAAGUAAAUGCCUCGUAGAAGUUAUCAUUGCCAUAAGCAGCAUUACAUCUCCAUUACUAUUUACUGCCACUGGAUAUCUGUCUUGCAGUAUUAUGCGAUUUGUAGACAUCUUCAGAAAAUAUCCCUCGGCUGCUAAACAGUCGUACGAUGUCCUUAUGCUGCUUUUGAUGGUCUCUUUGAUGAUUCAGUCAUUUCUUACUUUGGCUACUGUCAUCCAUUGUGUGAUCUUCAAGAUGCAAGUGAAACAGCAUGAAGCAGUGUGGGAAGUUUCACAGUUUACCAGACAUGAACCAAAGACAAUGGAGGUGGCUAAUGGAACCAUGAAGGAGUUUGACAAGGAUAAGGCAUGGAAAGCUGUGGUGGUACAGAUGGCUCAAUAAGAGUGUAAAAUAGGUUUGAAACUGGACAGCGCAGUUUGGAUUAUGAUGGAUAGUCCUUUAGUAACUGCAACAGAGAUUGACCGCACAGAACAGGACAGAAGUCCCUUUACUAUGCUUAUGGCAGGUGCUAGUGAGGAUAAUAUGCAAUGUAUUCACAAGACCAUAAUUCAGCCUAGAGACAAUAUCUCUAUAGUGUUUGUUAUGUGAACUAACAUUAUUUUGAUAAGUAAACUAUGUAUAGUGAAAGUGCUAUAUAGUAAAGAAAUUAUAUAUAUUGUAUUUUAUAUUAUACAUAUAUUUUAGUUGUAGACCACUGCCACAAAACUUAUAUGUCCUUUGGAUUUCACUGCAUAACAGUAUCCUGUGUAAAAUUAAGUAUUUUGCAUAGUUUAUGUCAGAAUAUUAUUAAUCAUAAUUGAGUUUACUUGCCUUUUACUUUUGUGUAUACAAAAUGGUUUGCAUGCCUUUGGUUGAUUGUAAAAUGUAAAAUUCCUAUGAACUGCGCAUUAAGUACUGUCAUUGUUUUCAAAAGAAGUAAUUUGUUGCUUCCUGCUAAGCUAUUUACCUUUAGGACGCAAUUAUCAGGACUUUCCCCUUACACAAGAACUGUAAGGGUUGUGACUCAGAAUACACAAAGAACAAGAAUGUGUCUAAACAUUGUGAUUACAAACACAAUUCUCAUUUAUUUUUCUGGACUUUACUCUGAAGCCUCCUCACAGAAGUAUAAAAUGGUAGGUGCUGAAAUACAACAGAUCAUUUACAGCUGCGUUGAUUUUAAAUAAUAUUGAAUAAUGGAGAAACUUCACACGAGUGAGCACUGUCUAAAGAGGAGACUUUGUCUAAGCUGACACUCGGUAAAGAAGCCCUAAUUUGUAGCAUGUCAUGGACCUUACUAGCAACCCAUUUGCAGAAACAUAAAUUGCCGAUUAAAUUGCAAGAGCUUUUCUUUUAAACUCUGGAUAUGCAUUUCCUCACAUAGAAAAUUAUUUAUGCUACCUUGCUAAUAAAGUGCCAAUAUAAAGAAUGGUGUUGAAAAAACUUACUUAAGGCUUUCCACCCAAACAUUAUUUUCCAUAAAUUGAAACAGAAAAAUCUUACUCCAGGCUUUUAACCCUGCAUUGUUUUCCAUAAAUUGUACAGUGAUUUAAUUGCUCUAAACCGUUGCUUUUGAAUUCUCAUGAAUGGGUUAUUUGACUGUUGAAAUCCUUUUACUACUCAUCCAGGCUUUUCACCUACAUGGCCUUAUUAGUGGUCCUCCUGCGUUUGAUGUUGUUUCCUCUUCAUCGACUGGCCAGUAGUAAUAAAAAUUUGAGACCGCAGCAGUUACCUGUCAUUGAAGAAAUUUAGUUUAAACUUAUAUUUUGAUGGAUUCUACAGAGUUAUCUCUACUUUUAGAGAUAUAUCAGUAUAGGUUUCUGUGAUUACAUAUAACAAUUCUGGGUUAUUCUGAUACUUAAUAGUUUAUAACAAUUAACAAUCUAGUUACUUUAGCUUAUUAGGUACUUGGUGUAAAUAUUUAGAUGGUUUCAGUUUUGUUUGCUGUUUAGGUUAAUUAGUAUUGCAACUUCUGUUUGAAUGUAUUCAGUCUAUUCAGUAUUAUAUAUGUAUGUUGUUAAAAGUCUGAAUAAAAAAGUUAAAAAGUAA